Haliotis rubra (blacklip abalone) is the source of this 1655-nucleotide messenger RNA. RefSeq lists its product as uncharacterized. The coding region runs from base 426 to 1565 and encodes 379 amino acids. NCBI's taxonomy places the organism in Eukaryota, Metazoa, Mollusca, Gastropoda, Lepetellida, Haliotidae. The record is from RefSeq and is a predicted model, not a curated record. The transcript is spliced from 3 exons.
UUAUAGACACCGGCGCCCAGUUCGGUUACUACAUUAAUCAGUUAGGGGUCUGGCGCAAGCUAGGCUAUUGUUAUGUCCACUAUAGAUUAGAAAUAAGAAGAGUUGUUUAGAGAUGACGAAAGCUCCGCGAAGACACGGAGCAGCGUUCCUGGUUAGCCCCGCCCUAGGAGUGUAGCGGGAAGGACAGCCUCACAAUGCACGAGUAGUGUCGUCUGCUCGGAGCUCGGGUUCUGCUUGAGUUACCACACUACCUGACGACAAGCGCAGACGACACCGGGCAGCGGAGGAGGCCGGACUGUUUCGCAGGCUACUUCGCUCGUUGUUUCUUCCUCAAGGUCCAUUCCGUCAAUUCACAUCACAUGAAGAACUGAAGUGGCCAUUUUCGUGAAAAAAUCCCCUUUCGUUACAAAAGCACUACCAACAAAAUGGAUGUAGAUUCAUGGAUUACAGUGACAAUUUUAGUGGAUUUAAUAGCCCUCGUGUUCCAAAUCGGGGCAUAUGCCUCCCCCAUGUGGGCCUGGGCCAAGAAGGACACAAGAUACAGAGGGGUUGCUCUAUGGUACACCGUUGGCUGUGGACCACCAUGCACCCCUAUAAAGGACACCGAACUCAACGCAACAUUAGACGGAAUCUAUGACAGUGACGUGGAGUUCCUGGUUCUGCGGGUGCUGCAGUCGGUCGGCCUGGCCGGCAUCCUGGCUCUCACCGUUUUCCUCAUUGUCUACAAGGUCGGCUACAGCGGCAGGUGGAGCAACAUGAACACCGUCAACCUCUCCGCCUUCGUCUUGUGUAUCUUUACAAUUUUGGAUCUCUUAGCCAGCGCAAUACUGUUCGGCGUCAAAUACUACAAUUUCUUCCUGUUCGUUGAAAGCUUCGACUCAACUAGUAUUCCUUGGUCUUGGUUGAUGAGUUUGAUCGCCUGCCUCAUUCUCAUCGUCAUCUGUCUUUUCAUCAGAUUGAAGUGUAGACCGGAGCACGUCGACGGGGCAUCUCUUCCUGUGUCACGUGAUGUGUCUAAGAUGAACCUUCACCCCCACGUGCAGAAUGGCCACGGUGGCAACCGCUAUUACAACCAAACCCCAUAUAUGGACGACAGGUCGAGGUAUAAUGACGACCAUCGGUCCGUGCAGUCUGGGGGUAUGAUCAGAGGCUAUGAUGACUUCGAAGAGCGGAGAAACAACAGUCACUAUUACUCUGAAACACGGAACCCCUACGAAGGUAGACAAAACGGCCAUUACGAGAACAGGGGAUACCAGGCGGAACCAGAGCCAGCAGUCGCCUACCAUAAGCCCACCUCCAGUCAAUUCAAGGACAACCGAGACAGAGAAAUGGGACACACGAUCUACACCGGAAAUGGAUUUUCGUACUUGAAAGGGGAGAUAAGCAGGGGUGAUCGUGAUGAUUCCCGAUACGGCCGUCCGAUGGCGCUCGCUGACUACAGCCAACGCGGCUACGACGACUACUACGAGUCUUCAAGACGCGUCCGGCCACCGACUGGCGGAAGCCGAGUCCUUCCGUCCAGUGUCAGCCCCAGCCCAUACGUAUACAGACCUCACCAGUACUAGUAACACACUGCUAGCAAUGAACGAAUGGCAGUGCAUUUUGUCUUGAACACAAAACAUCCAUUUAAAAUAUUAGGCACAAAAACAGAGUGG